CUCACACCAAACUGCCUCCUUUGCAGCAGGCUCGAUCCUUAGGAGGUCUGAUCCAGCAAAACACAUCUCCCCCUCCCCCAUUCCAUAGGGAAGGGGCUGUUCUGUCCACCUGCACUUUGUUAGAGAGCAGCAGCGUGCUCACAUGCAACUCCACAAGAGCCCACAGUGACAUAACUUCAUCCAGAGAAUGGCGUGAUUGGGCUGGUCCCCCCACCCUCCUCGGCUCUUGUAUCACUGAGAGUCUCGCGGCCAGUUCCACCCUGACAGAGUUCACGGCAUAUAUUAGUGGGUCCUUGUUCACCGUGCGUCUGUUUAAGGAAUUAACGGAAGCAGUGUCAAGAGACUAAGGAUUCAAAGCACUUGCUGAAAAUGAACCUAUGUGCAUCUGCUCUUGUCUUGGCAUUAGUCGGUAGUGUCAGUGGCCAAUACUAUGAUUAUGAAAUGCCUGCCUUCAUGUAUGGGCAACUUUCACCCAACUGUGCACCUGAGUGUAACUGUCCACACAGCUACCCCACCGCCAUGUACUGUGAUGAUCUGAAGUUGAAAAGUGUGCCCAUGGUGCCUCCUGGUAUUAAGUACCUUUACCUGAGGAAUAACCAGAUUGACCACAUUGAUGAAAAGGCUUUUGAGAAUGUCACUGAUCUGCAGUGGCUCAUUCUUGAUCACAACCUUCUAGAAAACUCCAAGAUAAAAGGGAAAGUUUUCUCUAAGCUGAAACAACUGAAGAAACUGCAUAUAAAUUUCAACAACCUGACAGAGUCGGUCGGUCCACUUCCGAAGUCCCUGCAAGACCUACAGCUUGCCCAUAAUAAGAUCAGCAAGCUCGGCUCCUUCGAAGGGCUCGCAAACCUGACCUUUAUUUACCUUCAACACAACCAGCUCAAAGAGGACGCUGUGUCGGCUUCUCUGAAAGGCCUCAAAUCACUAGAGUACCUUGACUUGAGCUUCAAUCAGAUGAGCAAGCUGCCUUCUGGUCUCCCAACAUCUCUUCUGACACUCUACCUGGACAAUAAUAAGAUCAGCAACAUCCCGGAUGAAUAUUUUAAACGUUUCACGGCGCUGCAGUACCUGCGGUUAUCUCACAACGAACUGGCUGAUAGUGGGGUACCCGGAAACUCCUUCAAUAUCUCAUCCCUGCUCGAGCUGGACCUCUCCUACAAUAAGCUGAAAAGCAUUCCAACGGUUAAUGAAAACCUUGAAAACUAUUACCUGGAGGUCAACGAGCUCCAAAAGUUUGAUGUCAAGAGCUUCUGUAAGAUCUUGGGGCCACUGUCUUACUCCAAGAUCAAGCAUCUACGCCUGGAUGGUAAUCCCCUCACCCAAAGCAGCCUGCCACCUGACAUGUACGAGUGUCUACGUGUAGCGAGUGAAAUCACUGUUAAUUAACAUCUUCCCACUCCAAUACAUUGAAGUACGUUCUGGAGCAGCACUUCAUGGUUAGGUAUUUGGGGGAUGUGUGUAAAGUUUUCAAAGUAUUGUCUUGUUGUUGUUGCUGUUGUUAUUACUUCAUGGAUUUUAAUUAAUGAAGGAAAUGUUUUGUGAACAUUUGCCACUUUUAAAAUAAAAGAUGAAAAGCAGGCCUAUUUCAUCGUGAGAAGAGACACACAAAAACACAUUAAACUUACGUCUUUGUUUGUAAAUUUAGUGUUUUCUACAGCUCUAUGUUCAAAAGACAUGAAGGCUUUUUAUUGAUUGCAUGGAAAUCAGCCAAGUUUUUAUGGUCCCUAAUUUUUAAUUGAAUGACUUGAAAAAACAUCAAAUAAAUAUGCAUGAAAGUUUGUUAUCCUAAUCCAAAUUAUUUUGACAUGUUAAAUUAGUUUUACUAAAAUAUAGAGUCUGUAUUUUGAGACUAGUAAUUUUGCAAUAUACCAAAGGAAAUUUAUGAAGACACAUCCACCUAAAGAAAUGUAUUUAGUAGUAAGGAUUUGCAUAGUUACUUAAUGCAACUUUUCUUGGUUCAUUUUUCUCUGUCAUAUGUAUGUUUCUUUUUGAUUAUUUGCAUGUUAUGAAUAACAAGCUAAUAGCAAAAUAAAACAAUGCAAAUGGCAUCAGGGUGUUAAUUCUUACGGAAAUCAUAUCUCUUAUAAAACACAUAAAGCUGCAUGAACACAUCAACAUGGCCCUAGCUUGUAGUAUUUCACUUGUCUGAUCAUAGAAUUUACCAGUUUGUCUUACAGUAGUAUCAGCUUGCAAUGGAUUACUAAACCCGUAUCAUAAAAUGCAGAUAGAUCCCACACCUUUUUGGAUACUGUUGGCGUCACCAUUCAUUUUGUUUUCUUCAAUUCUGUAUGGUGGGACUCCAUUCCAGAAGGAACUCGGGAAAAAAUCUCAGCAGUCACUGCUGAAUUUGUAAAUGAAAGUGGUGAGAUAUUCUAAGACCAAGACCAAUAAAUUUAAAACAUUCUGGAAAAAAAAAAAACAUUUUAAAAUAACAGUCAUUGUGUCCUUAAUCCAAUGUGUUUGAGAAAUAGGUAUUGACUUUGUUUCAGUAAUGACAGAUUUCAUUGCUCCAUACGGAUGCACGGUUGUUCACAACAGGAAACAGUGGGAAAUGCCACUAAGGAAAACAACCUUUUGUACCCACUGGACAUUAACGCUUUUGUUGUUGUUUUCUUUUAUUUUUUUACUUUUAAUUUGUUUAUUUAUUGUUUUUUAUUAUUAUCAUUUAUUCAAUUUGUAUCCUGGCUGUGUUCCCCUCCAUCAUUCCCUCCCAAUCACAUCCUCCUUCCUUCUUCCCCCUUAUGUCCCUCCCCCAGUCCACUGUUAGGGGAGGUCCUCCUCCCCUUCCAUCUGACCCUAGCUUAUCAGGUCUCAUCAGGACCAUCGGCAUUGUCUUCCUCUGUAGCUUGGAGAGGCUGUAUCCCUCGGGGGAGGUGAUCAGAGAGCCUGCCACUGAGUUAAUGCCAGGGAAAGCACCUGAUCCCCUUACUAGGGACCUAUUUGGAGGGUAGGCUCACAGCCAUAAAUAAUUUAUGUUUUAUUCCUAGAUAUUUUUAUUCUGAGAGAGUUCUGUGCAAUGUAUCUUGAUUAUAUUCACUCCCAUACCUCAAUUUUCUCCUAAGAAUGACCAACCUACACAUACAUACUUCAUGUCAUUUGUGGAUCUGAUUUUUUUUAAUUGAAAAUAUUUUUUUCAGAGUAUAUUCUGAUCAUGUUUUCCCCUCCUUAAUUUGUUUCUAGAUUCUUUCUAAUUCCCCAUGCUGAACAUGCCUUCUUUUUUCUCUCUCACUCUUUAGGAAACAAGCAGGUAAACUAAAACAACAAUGACAAAUAGAAUAUAACAAACAGUAAAAAAAUAUAAAAAGAGAAAGAAAGUAAAAGUAUAAGAAACACAUAUACAAAUACACACAUAAAAUAAAUAAAUAAAAACACUGUGAACAAUAUUAGAUAAGCAAAAGACCAGUAAGGUAAAAAAACAAAACAAAACAAAAGACAUACACGGACAAAACAUUAUGAGAUGAAAAAAAUAAAAUAAAAACAAAACAAAACAAAACAAAAAAACCCUCCCCAAACUGAAUUUGUUUUCUGGUGGCCAUCUACUUCUAGGUAUUGGGCUUGCCCUUAUGUGUGAUUUGUAGACGCACUGAGACUCCAUUUUUUUUUUCCUUUGUGAAUGGUCACCAGUUGGAGAUAGCUUUUUGGUUAUGGAUGAUUGCUUGUGUCCACCUCUCCCCAUCAGUGUAAACAUUGUUAUCAAGUGUUGUGUGGUCAAAACUACACUCAUCCAGAACCCACUGUGUAUGAACCCAAAAUAAAAGGAAGCAUGUCUUUGUA
This is a messenger RNA of Meriones unguiculatus (Mongolian gerbil), 3774 nucleotides long. It is a transcript of the gene Lum, whose product is annotated as lumican. The coding region runs from base 370 to 1386 and encodes 338 amino acids. The record is from RefSeq and is a predicted model, not a curated record. The transcript has 3 exons. Gene Ontology annotation, molecular function: protein binding. NCBI's taxonomy places the organism in Eukaryota, Metazoa, Chordata, Mammalia, Rodentia, Muridae.